GCUAUUUUAGCCUAUUUUGUCUUUUUGUGAUUUUUAGCCUAAACUAGGCUAUUUUUUUUCUUCCCAAACACCCCCUAAGUGAUACUAAUAGUGAACAAUUUUGAUAUGUUAUUGCGGAUGGUGUAUGGUGAGGUGGUUGGGGAAUAGCUUUUCAGGAAAAUGGUAGACACUGAGAUGGCACUGGAUCAUUGGAAGUAAAGGAAGUGAGAGCCCAGACAACCUUAGAUUAGAGAAAGAGUAUGUCAAUGAAUAUCUUGCUCUUGCUGGAGAAACUGAAGGAUGGUUUAGAAUGUCUCAACGUAUGCAUGGAGAUCCUAAUGCAGGGGAAUUGAACCAUGAUGGACAUCUCAGUCAUGGGCAGGUGGCUCAACCCUUCUAUGUUUGGCAAUCUGGAGCUCUGACUGUCUGAUCUUCAUGAAUUCAAGAAGCACCAUUGCAUCCACCGUUUCCUGUGAAGCGGGAAACAAGAACAACUUCCUUUUCUGGAUUUUGGUUUGCUUAUUUCCAAGGUUUCUUGGAACUCCUAUUAUUUACGUGAAUUUCCUGUUGUUCAAGGCCGUUGUCAGGUGUCCUUCAUCAGUUUGUAUCCUGGAGCUUUUAGGGUAUAUUCAUCCAUAGAAGUGGCAAUUUUAACAUCCAUUUGCUGUUCUCCCAUCUCAUUUGACAUUUAACAUGGUCUCCUCUCAGUUCUCAAAUUUUAAGGGGAGUGCCAUGCGAGAGCCGUUCCAGAACCAGGUGCUUCUUCCAAUGGGACCCCCUGACAUUCUUUCAACGGAUCAGCUUGAGUUAGAAUUUUCUGAUAUAUUUGGUCCUACACCAGGUCAAGUACCUGUAGAUUUCAGCAGUGAAAAAUCCAGAAAUUUGGUUGCUCCAACUGAUAUAGAUGAAUUCAUCUAUGAUGAUCCAGCAGUAAUUUACAGCCUCUCCCAUUCUCUGGUGGGCCCCACAACUUUUGUUAGUCAAUCAGUGAAGCUUAGCAAGCUUACCUUACGUGAGACAGAGGAUUCACUGGAACUAGUGGAGGCAGACAGCGGAGAGGAACUAGAAAAACUUCUGGAUGUAUCUCUUGAUAGUCCCGCUUUGGGGAUAUCUAUUGGUCACGUUGAUUAUAAUCUUCCCAAGAAUAAGAGUGUAGGAUUAGAAGAUUUUGAAAUUUUGAAGGUUGUUGGUCAAGGAGCAUUUGGAAGAGUGUAUCAGGUGAGAAAGCGCGGUUCUUCGGAAAUAUUUGCAAUGAAGGUUAUGCGCAAGGAUAAGAUCAUGGAGAAAAAUCAUGCUGAAUAUAUGAAAACUGAGAGGGAUAUAUUAACAAAAGUUGAUCACCCCUUCAUUGUGCAGCUCAGAUUCUCAUUCCAGACCAAAUAUAGAUUGUACCUCGUGCUUGACUUUGUUAAUGGGGGUCACCUUUUCUUUCAACUUUAUCACCAAGGUUUAUUCAGAGAGGAUUUGGCACGUCUAUAUGCUGCUGAGAUUGUUUCUGCUGUUUCUCAUCUCCAUGCAAAUGGUGUAAUGCACAGAGAUCUUAAACCUGAAAAUAUUCUUUUGGAUGCAGAUGGGCAUGUAAUGUUGACUGAUUUUGGACUGGCAAAGCGAUUCAACGAGAAUACAAGGUCGAACUCUAUGUGUGGAACACUAGAAUACAUGGCACCUGAAAUUAUUCUUGGGAAAGGCCAUGAUAAGGCUGCAGACUGGUGGAGUGUGGGAAUUCUCCUGUUUGAGAUGCUUACUGGGAAGCCACCUUUCACGGGUGGAAAUCGACAGAAGAUCCAGCAGAAAAUAAUAAAGGAUAAGAUGAAGCUACCAGCAUUUUUGUCUAGUGAGGCACACUCAUUGUUGAGAGGGCUGCUGCAGAAAGAAACAAGUAAGCGUAUUGGCAGCGGACCGGGUGGCAGUGAAGAGAUAAAAAGCCACAAGUGGUUCAAGUCAAUCAACUGGAAGAAAUUGGAUGCUCGGCAGAUUCAGCCAAGCUUUCUCCCAGAAGUUGCUGGAAAGCACUGCGUUGCCAAUUUCGAGGAGCGUUGGACCAAAAUGCCAGUAUUGGAUUCUCCUGCUGCUAGUCCAAAAAGUAGUGACAAUCCCUUCAAAGGGUUCACUUAUGCGAGACCGGCAUCUCCUUUACUCCACAGGAAUGAUUCAUUCUGUUAAAUUAUGUGUUAAAACUAUGGAUUGCAAGGUUGAGAUAUCUAGGUUGCUUGCUUUUUUUUUAGCCUAACUGAACAUUAUGAGGGGUUGGUCAAUUCAGCUUAAGUUUCUAUAUAUUCCACACAGUGGAUAAAGGAUGUAUACUGAUUGAUUUCUCUACAAUCAAGAAACCAUUUGAAUCACGGAGUUGUAUCUCAAAUAUUAACAAAUCAGUAUCUUUUGUUGUCUGUACCUUACUGUUAGCUUACGAACAUACUAUGCGAAAUGUUAGGUCUAUA
This is a messenger RNA of Camellia sinensis, 2417 nucleotides long. The record is from RefSeq and is a predicted model, not a curated record. NCBI's taxonomy places the organism in Eukaryota, Viridiplantae, Streptophyta, Magnoliopsida, Ericales, Theaceae.